This is a messenger RNA of Talpa occidentalis (Iberian mole), 405 nucleotides long. RefSeq names its product interleukin 4 (gene IL4). Gene Ontology annotation, cellular component: extracellular region. The transcript has 4 exons. Gene Ontology annotation, biological process: positive regulation of T cell differentiation; positive regulation of isotype switching to IgE isotypes; negative regulation of extrinsic apoptotic signaling pathway. The record is from RefSeq and is a predicted model, not a curated record. Gene Ontology annotation, molecular function: cytokine activity; interleukin-4 receptor binding; growth factor activity. Bases 1 to 405 code for a protein of 134 amino acids. NCBI's taxonomy places the organism in Eukaryota, Metazoa, Chordata, Mammalia, Eulipotyphla, Talpidae.
AUGGGUCUCACUGCCCAACUGAUUCCAACUCUGAUCUGUUUAUUAGUAUGUACCAGCAAUUUCGUCCUCGGACACAAAUUUGAUCUUACCCUAAAAGAGAUCAUCAAAGCGCUGAACAUCCUCACAGAGAGAAAGGAUGCAUGCAUGGAGCUCACCGUAGCAGAUGUCUUUGCCACCUCAAAGAACACAACUGAGAAGGAAAUCUUCUGCAGGGCCACAAUUGUGCUUCGGCAGUUCUACAGACACCACAAGUGCUUACCCAAACUUGUGAAAGGACUCAGCAGAAACAUCAGCAGCAUGGCAAACAUGCCCUACUGCCCUGUGAAUGAAGCCAAGAAGAAUACGUUGAAAGACUUCUUGGAAAGGCUAAAGACGAUCAUGCAAGAGAAAUACUCAAAGAGUUGA